GUCACACACACACAGAGCAGCAGCAGCAGCAGCAGUAGUAGUUGAAGAUAGAGAUGCAGACUAUAAAGUGUGUGGUGGUUGGCGAUGGCGCAGUGGGAAAGACCUGCCUGCUCAUCUCCUACACCACCAACAAGUUUCCCUCCGAGUAUGUCCCCACGGUGUUUGAUAACUAUGCAGUGACAGUGAUGAUCGGUGGAGAGCCCUACACUCUUGGACUGUUUGACACAGCUGGUCAGGAGGACUACGACAGACUGCGACCGCUCAGCUACCCUCAGACCGACGUCUUCCUCGUGUGCUUCUCCGUCGUGUCGCCCUCGUCCUUUGAGAACGUCAGAGAGAAGUGGGUGCCGGAGAUCUCGCACCACUGCCCACGGACGCCGUUCCUGCUGGUCGGGACUCAGGUGGACCUGAGGGACGACAGCAACACGCUGGAGAAGCUGGCCAAGAACAAGCAGCGAGCGCUGACCUGUGAGAGUGGAGAGAAGCUGGCGCGCGAGCUGAAAGCCGUUAAAUACGUGGAGUGUUCGGCACUGACGCAGCGAGGACUGAAGAAUGUUUUUGACGAGGCAAUCCUGGCAGCACUCGAGCCUCCGGACACCAAACCCAAGAAACGCUGCUCCCUGCUGUAGGGACGACGAGAGGACAGGAGGACAGGAGGACAGGAGGACAAGAGGACAAGAGGGAGACGAGGUGGAUGGGUAACAGACAAA
Messenger RNA from Solea senegalensis (Senegalese sole), 710 nucleotides. RefSeq names its product cell division control protein 42 homolog. The transcript has 6 exons. Bases 54 to 629 code for a protein of 191 amino acids. Lineage: Eukaryota; Metazoa; Chordata; Actinopteri; Pleuronectiformes; Soleidae. Gene Ontology annotation, cellular component: dendritic spine. Gene Ontology annotation, biological process: modification of synaptic structure; small GTPase-mediated signal transduction. The record is from RefSeq and is a predicted model, not a curated record. Gene Ontology annotation, molecular function: GTPase activity; GTP binding.